Molecule: messenger RNA, 1099 nt
Organism: Pseudocercospora fijiensis CIRAD86
Lineage: Eukaryota; Fungi; Ascomycota; Dothideomycetes; Mycosphaerellales; Mycosphaerellaceae
Exons: 1
Coding region: 1-852 (283 amino acids)
Biological process (GO): fatty acid beta-oxidation
Cellular component (GO): mitochondrion
Molecular function (GO): enoyl-CoA hydratase activity
Source: RefSeq, a predicted model, not a curated record
AUGGCCCCUCUUCCAUUCUCCCAGCAACCUCCCGCAACAUCAUUCCUCAAACUCUCCUACCCAGCAGCACGAGUCCUCCAAAUGACCAUGUCCCGCGAAAAAGACAUGAACUGCACCUCCCGCGCCGCAUUACUAGAAAUGACCUCAAUCUUCCGCUGGUUCGACUCCGAACCAACCCUCACCGUAGCAAUCCUCACCGGAGCCGGCACCCGCGCAUUCUCCACGGGCGCAGACCUCAAAGAAUGGAACCGAAACGUCGCAGCAGCCGUAGCAGGAGGUCAAGACACCGCCAACCUAGGCCCGGGCAAUGUCCCCGGCGUCGAAGCCCUGAGUAACCGUCGAGGCAAGAAACCCAUAAUCGCCGCAGUCAACGGUCUGGCUCUUGGAGGCGGAUGCGAGAGUGUUCUGAACUGCGACAUCGUCAUCGCAGCCGAUCAUGCGGAAUUCGGACUCGUCGAGGCGAAACGAGGCUUGGCGGCGUAUUCUGGGGCUUUGCCUCGACUCAUUCGGAUUGUGGGAUUACAGCGUGCUUCGGAGUUUGCGCUUACGGGGAAGAUGAUUUCUGCGAGGAAAGCGUUCGAGUGGGGGAUUGUUAAUGAGGUUGUGUCGGGAGGGGAAUUGCUUGAGAGGGCGGUUGAGUGGGCGAAGGAGAUUGCAGAGAUUAGUCCGGAUUCUGUAAUUUGUACGCGCGCUAUGUUGAGGGAGGGGUGGAGGACGGCGGAUGUUGUUGAGGCGACUAAUGUUACGAAUGAGAGGGAGUGGAAUGAGUUGCAGAAGGGGGAGAAUAUGCAGGAGGGAUUGAGGGCUUUUAGUGAGAGGCGGAAGCCGAAGUGGAAGGCACCCAGACUUUGAGCCUCGAUGUGGGCCAUUAUCCACACCUUUCAGUCGGUUCCGCGCAGAGCUUUUGAAGGGUUCAACAAGUGGUCAUUGACUACGGGUCUUUCCUAAGAGUGGGGAUCUUCUUCCAAAGCUCUUUUGCUCCACCGUCGGGUCUCGCUGCGAAAGGGCCGUGUGCUUGUGCAGUAGUUUUUGUGAGCACGGGCGAGAUUUGGUCGAGAAAUAUGUGAAGAUAACAUCAAUAGAUGGAUGCUGAGUGCAC